AUGGAAUUCUUAGAUGAAGAUUUGAUGGAAGUAACUCCUCUACGUAUGAUACCAGGUAACGUUCCAAGCUCACCUUCCAUGACUAGAGCUAAGCAAGGGAUAGUCAAAGAAUUCAUUGUAAACAUUCCUGAUGAGAGUUAUGGAAAAAGCAGCAGGGAGGUCUGCAAAGUGGUUGUUAGGGGUAAGUGUGUGAAACUAUCACCUACUGUCAUUAACAAGUUUCUGGGGAGAGGAACUGAUGAAGGGGUAGAUCUAGAGGCCACAGAUAAUGAGAUCUGUAGGAUGAUUACAGCUGGCCAAGUUAAUGAAUGGCCAAGUAGGAAACACCUUGCAGCUAGUAAACUAACUGUCAAGUAUCCCAUCUUGCAUAAGAUUCGUUCUGCAAAUUGGGUUCCUACUAAUCACAUAUCUACCCUCUCCAUUGCUCUUGGGAGGAUCAUUCAUGCUAUUGGAUCAAGGGAUAACUAUGAUUUUGGCAAGUUCAUAUUUGAACAAACCAUUAGACAUGCUUCCACCAAUGCUAUUAAGUUGCCCAUUGCAUUCACAUCUAUCAUCUGUGGGAUCAUCCUGAGUCAAAAACCAGGAAUCUUGAGUACAAGUGAUAUUCCUAGCAGGAGGAAAACCCCUCUGUCCAUCCAUUACAAGUUGUUUGAAGGAAGUCAUGUCAAGGAUGUCAUGACAUCUGGUAGAAGGGAGUCUACAACUAAAGGAAGCUUGAUUGACCAACUGAAAGAGACCUGCAAAGAAUUGGAAGAUGGUAUAAGGGUGGUCAGGGCCAGAAAGGAAGCUUUAGAAGUCCUCAUCUGUAGCCUGGAAAGGGAAGACAGAGAAAAGGCUGGAAAGGAAUCAAAUAAAUGA
Molecule: messenger RNA, 858 nt
Organism: Lathyrus oleraceus (garden pea)
Lineage: Eukaryota; Viridiplantae; Streptophyta; Magnoliopsida; Fabales; Fabaceae
Exons: 2
Coding region: 1-858 (285 amino acids)
Source: RefSeq, a predicted model, not a curated record